ACUGUUAACACACGUCUUCUGGAUUUGGUCCAGGAGAUGCUGCACAUUGAACUAUUGAUUAUAUACUGAUAUAACAUGCAAAUCUCGCACCUCUAAGAUUAUGGUGGAGAUAAGUUAUAUUAUAUUUACUGAUAGCUACAACCUGUUGAUGUUACGACAUAAGAGAUAUUUUUUUUAUUAAUAAUAUCACAACCGCGAAAACAUUAAUUGUAUAGUAAGCGUGGCCGGAAUUAUUUUUAUUGAAAAUCGUGCGCCAUCUGUAUUAAACGGUCGUGUCGUACCUCAUUAUAUUUCGAGAUUUUGUACCGGUCGGGUCUACCAUUCGGUAUUGGUGUUUCGGUCCAGGCUCAUUUUGAAAAGUCCAAUGGAAGGAAACGCAACCCCGCCCGUCACGUCGGAGCACAGUCCCGAGGAAGUCAAGCCUAAGGUGGAGGACCAGGAGGUACCCGAAACCUGCGACGGCAACAUCACCAACGUCACCAGUGUGGCCAACGUAGUGAACGUGCCUGUGAUCACCAGACACCUCACGUCCGAGGGCACGAUAGAAGACAUGCCCCCCAACAUAAACGUGAUCGUCGAAGAGGUCGUCACCGAAAACAUCUACGAGGAGGAACCGGUCGACGCCAUACCCAAAUCGGAAACGGACCAGGCGGUGAACAGCGUCAAAUACGAGACGGAACAGUUCGAGGGUGGCACCUACAAUCUGGCCGUGUCGAACGAACACGUUCUGGAGAACGGCAGCAGAACGGACCUAAUCAAUUUGGACGCGGUGCCCAGUUCGCAGUACUCGCAGAACUACACCGGCAACACGUACAUACAGCAGGUGCAGAACCAGAACUACACGUACGAGCUGGAGACGGCCGCCUCGUCGCCGGAGCAGUUCCUGUUCAACAGGGACCCGAAUUUGGGUUCCCGUUACGCAAACUCGCUGCCGAUCGUCGCCCAGAACCCGAGCAACCAGAUCACGUUGCACGGGGCGAACGAGAGCGUCUACGUGUGGGGCGAUCAGAUGUACCAGGCGCCGCAGAAUUACCAACUGACGCAGGCGGACAGCACGCAGCAUUACGUGAGCCCCCAGCAAACUGAGUACAUCAACGGGGUGCAGGAACCAGGACCGUCGCGUCAGAACCUGCCGCCGGUGCCCGAGGUAUAUAAAGAAUGCGUAAAUUGUGGCUCUUCUGUAACACCGCUAUGGCGUAGAGACGGUACGGGUCAUUACUUGUGCAAUGCCUGUGGGCUUUAUAACAAAAUUAACGGGGUGAACAGACCGCCCGUGCGAGCCACGAAAAAACCGCAGGUGGAAUCGAUACAGCAGGGCAACGCCAGAAGAAGCGGCGUCCAGUGCGCCAACUGCAAGACCACCUCCACCACCCUGUGGAGGAGGAACAACCAGGGUGAGCCGGUGUGCAACGCCUGCGGACUGUACUUCAAGCUCCACAACGUGAACAGACCGCUGAGCAUGGUUAAGGAAGGAAUCCAGACGAGGAAAAGAAGGCCCAAAAACUCCUCGGGCCAAGGUUCGACGUCCAGAACUUCCACACCACAACCCUACCACGUGCCAUACACUCCACCAAUAAGGGAGGUCAACGAUGGUUAUCAACUUCCCCAACACAUUCUGCCAGCAAGUUACACAUACGAUCCACGUAUGAGACAACAGCCCAUUCACAACAAUUUUAUUUUAACUCAUAAUGGAGAACUGACUCCAGAAGAUGAUAGUACCAUCUCAUCUACGUCUCACCAAAGAUACCAAGAUCCAGAUCCUAGUAAUAAUACUGAAUAAUUAUCGUUAAAAACAUAUAUUUUGCCUCUUUUAUUAGUCAUUUAAAUUAUUUAAAUUUUAUUUACCUGUUAGAAAUUAAGGAAACAUUUUAAAUUAAUUAAUUAUAUUUAAAGGGAGCAUUUUAAUUAAAAAAAAAAACUUUAUUGGCGCUCUCUAAUUUUGACAAUUUUGCAGUAAUCAGUGAGUUUUGGAAUGUUUUUAGUCGUUUGAACAAAUUCAAAAAAAAAUACUCUUGUGUUUUUAUAGUUUUUGAUCCACAAGUCAUUAAUUACUGUUGGGUCUCUGUUAGUUAAACUCGAAAAUAUGAACGGAAGAGUUUGAGGAUUUGAUGAAAAUUAAUUAAAUGGGACUACUUGUAUAUUGAAUCAAUCUCAUUAUUCAAGAACAGAAAUAGGCAUAAUGUAUGAGCUUAAUAUUGAUCUCAAUACUUGCCAUUAUUUAUUAUUAUAAUCAUACUUAGUUUAUAGUUAAUACUUAAACAAUUCUAACACGAAUAUAUCAAGAAUUUCUAUUAAAACAAACUGUGAUAUGCAUAAAUGUGAUAUGCAUAAAUGUAAAUAUAUAUAUGUAAGUAGCAUCACUAUAAAUAUAUUUGUGUUGAAUUGUUUAGGGAUUUUUCAAUUUCAAGUGUAGUCAGUAAGGAUAUGCACAUAUGUAAAUUAUUUAACGACACAAUUUUUAUUCAUAUUAAUUAUUGUUUUAAUAAAAUUUAUUCAUAUUA
Messenger RNA from Aethina tumida (small hive beetle), 2501 nucleotides. Its product is annotated as GATA-binding factor 6-B. Gene Ontology annotation, biological process: positive regulation of transcription by RNA polymerase II; cell fate commitment; negative regulation of transcription by RNA polymerase II. Lineage: Eukaryota; Metazoa; Arthropoda; Insecta; Coleoptera; Nitidulidae. The record is from RefSeq and is a predicted model, not a curated record. The transcript has 7 exons. The coding region runs from base 365 to 1780 and encodes 471 amino acids. Gene Ontology annotation, molecular function: DNA-binding transcription factor activity, RNA polymerase II-specific; RNA polymerase II cis-regulatory region sequence-specific DNA binding; zinc ion binding.